Messenger RNA from Trachemys scripta elegans, 2284 nucleotides. Its product is annotated as cytochrome P450 2A13-like. Gene Ontology annotation, molecular function: oxidoreductase activity, acting on paired donors, with incorporation or reduction of molecular oxygen, reduced flavin or flavoprotein as one donor, and incorporation of one atom of oxygen; iron ion binding; heme binding. The coding region runs from base 97 to 1581 and encodes 494 amino acids. Gene Ontology annotation, cellular component: intracellular membrane-bounded organelle; cytoplasm. The transcript has 10 exons. Lineage: Eukaryota; Metazoa; Chordata; Testudines; Emydidae. The record is from RefSeq and is a predicted model, not a curated record. Gene Ontology annotation, biological process: xenobiotic metabolic process.
CCGGAUUGUGUAAUCGGUUGUGCAAUCGCGCCGGCCGCCGGCAGAGCUGACUUGAUCACAGACGGGCACAGGAGAGGUGGAAGGUCCCAGCCCACCAUGGAUCUCCUGGGAGCCGUCGCCCUGUUCCUGGUCAUCUGCCUGUCCUACCUUCUGCUCCUCUCCACCUGGCGGCAAAUGCAGGGCCGGGGGCAAAUGCCCCCGGGGCCCACCCCGCUGCCCCUCCUCGGGAACCUGCUGCAGGUGGAGCUCCGCGACAUGCGCAAGUCGCUGAUGAAGAUCAGCGAGCGCUACGGCCCCGUCUACACCCUCCACCUGGGCCCCCGGCGGGUGGUGGUGCUGUGCGGCUACCAGGCGGUGAAGGAGGCCCUGCUGGACCAGGCCGAGGACUUCAGCGGGCGCGGGGAACAAGCCACCUUCAGCUGGCUCUUCGAGGGCUACGGAGUGAUCUUCGCCAACGGGGAGCGGGCGAAGCAGCUGCGCCGGUUCUCCAUCACCACACUGAGGAACUUCGGGGUGGGGAAGCGAGGCAUCGAGGAGCGGAUCCUGGAGGAGGCUCAUUUCCUGCUGGAAGCCUUGCGGGGCACGAAAGGUUUGCCCUUCGACCCCACCUACUUCCUGAGCCGCACGGUGUCCAACGUCAUUAGCUCCGUGGUCUUCGGGGACCGGUUCGACUACGAGGACAAGGAGUUUAUCUCCCUGCUCUCCAUGAUGAUGGACAGUUUCCACUUCACCGCCACGGCCUGGGGGCAGCUCUACGAGAUGUUCUCGUGCACCAUGCGCUACCUGCCCGGCCCCCAGCGCGCAGCGUUCAAGCAGCUGGAGGGGCUGGAGAAGUUCAUCGAGAGGAAGGUGAAGGCGAACCAGGAGACCCUGGACCCCAACUCCCCUCGGGAUUUCAUCGACUGCUUCCUGGUCAAAAUGCAGCAGGAAAAGGAAAAUCCUUCCUCUGAGUUCUUCCUGAAGAACAUUGUUCUGACGGCGCUCAACGUCUUCUUCGCCGGGACGGAGACCGUCAGCACCACCCUGCGCUACGGCUUCCUGCUCCUGCUGAAAUACCCGGAGAUCGAAGAAAAGAUCCACGAGGAGAUCGACCGGGUGAUCGGGCGGAACCGCGCCCCGAGCAUGGAGGACCGGAGCCGGAUGCCCUACACGGACGCCGUCAUCCACGAGUUCCAGAGGUUCUGCGACGUCAUCCCCAUGGGCGUAGCACGCCGGGUGAUCAGGGACACCCAGUUCCGGGGAUACACUAUUCCCAAGGGGACGGAGGUGUACCCGAUGCUGGGAUCCGUGCUGUAUGACCCCACGCAGUUCAGCAGCCCCGACACCUUCGACCCCAGCCAUUUCUUGGAUGGGAACGGCCAGUUUAAGAAGAGCGACGCCUUCGUGCCCUUCUCAAUAGGGAAGAGGUAUUGUUUCGGGGAGAUGCUGGCACGCAUGGAACUCUUCAUCUUCCUCACCAGCAUCCUGCAGAACUUCCGCUUCCGCUCCCCCGUGGAGCCCAAAGACAUCGACAUCUCCCCGAAGCUGGUCGGGUUCGCCACCGUGCCCCGCAGCUACGAGAUGUGCCUGGUCCCGCGCUAGCAGCCCCGCGGAGCCAGACGGGAUUUCUGGGGGCAGCCUUGGGGAGGGAGAAACACAAAGGAACCAGACCCUUUAUUAGGUGGAGACCUGGCCCUGUCAGAAAAAGGAGCCAAUGGGGGGAUCUGGCUGUGUGAAAGUGCCACAUAGGGCUAGCUGAUAGCUUGUAUCUCCCCGCUGCGCAAGGGAAUCCCGGCUCCCCGACACCUUUACAUCCCCCCCACCUCCCGUGCUUGGCCCUGGCCGCUCCAAAGGUGUCUUGCUAGGCCUCGUAGCUAGUCCGUGAGCCAGAGCAGCGCGGUGCUUCGGGAUCCCGCGGAAUAGCUGUUUGCUGCUCGCACGAGGCCAGCACUCUGCUCUCUUGAUGGAGUCAGCCGGAUGCAAACCGCAACCGACCAGGAGAUACUGAAUAAACAGCAGAGCCCUGCCGUUGCAGCGAGAAAUCGGUCACAUUUCGGUUUGGAAAUGUUCCAAAGAUCAGCCUUUGCCCGGAGCCGCGCUAGUGAGAACCGAAGGGGGCAGCAGGCUGGGGCAGGCGGGUUAUGGGAACCAGACGGCUCCGAGCUCACGGCUGCAGGGCCGGUUUCACGGUUUUGGUCUCUGAGCCACGCUGUUCAGUUAACUCCUGCGCUAACACCCAUGGAAGCUGGCUUAGCUGUCGUCUGAUUAGCUAAUAAAUUGGAGUGGGUCAGACCCCAGUAAUUAU